AUGUACAGAUUGUCGUGGACCGUGUUCGGUGACAAUUACGUGGAAUGGAUGCGACACUGUUUGAUCAUUAACGCCCCGUGGUUCUUCAGCAAGUUGUGGAACAUCUUCGGCGUGGCGUUGCCGCAGCUGACACGCCUGAAGAUCAAGUUUUUGGACAGCGACUGGAAGGAGCAGCUGCUGGAUUACGUUGACCCGGAUCUGCUGCCGAAGUACUGGGGCGGAAACUUGGUCGACGAGAACGGCGACGAACGGUGUGCCAGUAAAAUACAGUACCCGUUGGCGGAGAAGAUCCCUACGAAUCUGUACUGGAAAUUCCAGCUACCGAACGACUACUUCGCCGAUCAUCAGACGUUGAACGUCGCAGCUGGCGCGACACUCAACCUGGUGUACCAAGUCAAGCAGGCGAACGUCACCAUCAAGUGGAAUACGUACUCGGACGACGACUACGGCUUCGAGCUGUUGUUCUCUGAAGACGUCGAAGACACGUCGACCGACUCGAUGGACAUCUGUUUUCCGUAUUUCGUUUAUCCGGGCAAGAUCGCGCCGGCCGACGAAGUGAUCACCAACGCUGCUAAGGGGGUGUACUACUUCGGCUUCACCAAUAAAGCUUGGUUUUUUUCCGUUGCCAUUCAGUACCGCAUCGAAUUCGAGAAUGGCGACACCGGACAGCCGGCGGAUGUGCUGCAGCUGGCAUGA
Molecule: messenger RNA, 696 nt
Organism: Soboliphyme baturini
Lineage: Eukaryota; Metazoa; Nematoda; Enoplea; Dioctophymatida; Soboliphymatidae
Source: the annotation of a GenBank genome assembly